CAUUAAUUGCGCUUAAAAGCUUCUUACAAAAUGAUUAAAAAAAUGAUUCUGGUUAUCUCUGUUGUAUGCUUCACAUUGACAUGUGUUGAGUGUGUCAUCUCAAAGAAAUACUGUGGUUGUCCAAGGAAGUUGACACUAAAAGAUGCGUUUUGCCCUAUCCCCAGGGAAUGUACUGAAAUAAGAGGUUGUCCUGAUGGCACAAUAUGUUGUACUACUUGUCGUGAUACUUCCCUUAAACACUGCCUCAAACCAACAAACCCUAUUAAACCAGGAGCAUGCCCAACCUUUGGAAAACGUGAUGUGAGUCGAGAAAAACGUUGUGGUCAACCAUGUGCAAAUGAUUGCGACUGUAAAGGGGCCCAGAA
Owenia fusiformis is the source of this 365-nucleotide messenger RNA. NCBI's taxonomy places the organism in Eukaryota, Metazoa, Annelida, Polychaeta, Sabellida, Oweniidae. The record is from the annotation of a GenBank genome assembly.